Molecule: messenger RNA, 3537 nt
Organism: Knipowitschia caucasica
Lineage: Eukaryota; Metazoa; Chordata; Actinopteri; Gobiiformes; Gobiidae
Source: the annotation of a GenBank genome assembly
AUGAGAGGGCAGUCCAUGGCAGCCCUUACGUUGGUCCUGAUGCCUUUCUUUCCGCUGAGAAACCAGAUGUUUGCGGAGCCUGGGGGAGCGAGCCCCUAUGGGACACGACAGGACUUGUUUACAGGUUAUUGUCUCCGGUGUAAACUGGGAUACUUUAAUCUGGACCCCCACAAUCCUCAGGGCUGCACUCCAUGUUUCUGCUUCCAGCACUCGUCUGUGUGUGACAGCGCAGAGGGAUACAGCAUACACACCAUCUCCUCCACCUUCGACACAGACACGGAGCAGUGGCUGGCCCAGCAGAGGGACGGCUUGUCUGUCCCGGUGCAGUGGAGCAGUAAUGAGGAGAUCUCUCUCAUUUCUGAAGACUACUUCCCCAUGUACUUUAUGGCACCAGAUAAAUUCUUAGGGAACCAGUUGCUGAGCUAUGGGCAGAACCUGAGUCUGAGUUUCCGAGUGGACCGCAGAGACACCAGGUUAUCUGCAGAAGACCUGGUCCUGGAGGGCUCCGGGCUGAGAGUGGCUGUUCCACUGAUCGCUCAGGGAAAUGCUUAUCCCAGUGAGAACAUGCAGACUUUUGUCUUCAGGCUUCAUGACAGUGCAGAUUACCCCUGGAGACCUACCAUCAGUCACUCCGACUUUCAGAGACUGCUUCACAACUUGACCAGCAUCAAAAUCCGAGGCACAUACAGCGACAAGAGUGCUGGGUACCUGGACAACGUGCGGUUGGUGACGGCUCAGAAGGGCCCUGGUCAAGCCGCUCGCUGGGUGGAGUCUUGUACUUGUCCUCAGGGGUACGAGGGUCAGCACUGUGAGAAGUGCAUUGUGGGAUACCGUCGUGCUCAGCCGCAGCUCGGAGCCUUCAGUCAAUGUGAGCCGUGCAACUGCCACAGGCACAGUCAGACCUGCGACCCCUCCACAGGAGCCUGUGAGUGUGGGCACAACACAGCCGGCCUGAGCUGUGAACGGUGUAAAGACGGUUUCUAUGGAGACGCCACCAAAGGCACCGCAGGGGACUGCCAGCCCUGUCCCUGCCCAAGUGGGGCCACGUGUGCUGUGGUCCCCAAAACCAGAGAGGUGGUCUGCACCAACUGUCCUGCUGGCACCACAGGUAAACGCUGCGAGUUGUGCGACGAUGGGUUCUUUGGGGACCCCCUGGGGCAGGAGGGUCCCGUCAGAGCGUGUCGCGCCUGUAAAUGCAGCGACAACAUUGACCCCAACGCGGUGGGCAACUGUCACCGCGAAACUGGGGAGUGUCUCAAAUGCAUCUACAACACUGCCGGCUUCUUCUGUGACCGAUGCCAAGAAGGUUUCUAUGGCAACGCCCUGGCCGCCAACCCCAGUGACAAGUGCAAACCGUGUGCGUGCUCUCCGUUCGGCACCGUGGAUCAGCAGACGAGCUGCUCCCAGGUCACAGGCCAGUGUUCGUGUUUGCCCAACAUCGCGGAGAGAGACUGCAGCGCGUGUGAGCCGGGCUUCUACAACCUGCACAGCGGCAAAGGCUGUGAGCAAUGUAAAUGUAAUCCCAUCGGCUCCACGAAUGGCCAGUGUGAUGUUGUCUCCGGGCAGUGCGAGUGUCAGCCGGGCGUCACGGGGCUCCAGUGCCAGCAGUGCGAAGUCAACUUCUUUGGCUUCAGUUCAUCUGGAUGUAAACCGUGUGACUGUGACCCCGAGGGCUCCCUCUCUGGCCAGUGCAAGGAGGACGGCCGCUGUGAGUGCAAGCCUGGUUUUGUUGGUGCUCGAUGUGACAUGUGUGAAGAGAACUACUUCUAUAACCGCUCUGCGCCCGGCUGCCAGCAGUGUCCCUCCUGUUACAGUCUGGUGCGCGACAAGGUGAACCAGCAGAGGCAGAAACUCCAUGACCUCCAGAUCCUAAUCGAUAACCUGAGCUCGGGUGAGGAGAUGGUCAGCGACAAGGCUUUUGAAGAGCGACUCAAAGAAGCUGAACGUGCCAUUACAGAGCUGCUGCGGGAGGCUCAGACCAGCAAAGACGUGGACCGGGGUCUUUUGGAUCGACUGAGUUCAAUUAACAUAACAUUGACGACGCAGUGGAACCGUCUCCAAAACAUCAGGAACACCGUGGACGUGACAGGAGCACAGGCGGACAAGGCCAGAGCGCGAGUCAGAGAUGCAGAGAACCUUAUUGAUCGGGCACGCCAGGAACUGGACAAAGCCAAAGAUGCAAUCGGCAAAGUGGACAUUAAGCCGCCCAGUGGAGGAGCAGAUCCUAAUAACAUGACGCUACUGGCUGAAGAAGCGCGCACUUUGGCUGAAAAGCACAAAAUGGCGGCUGACCAGAUAGAAAAGAUUGCCAAGGAAGCAAAUGACACCUCAACCAAAGCCUAUAACCUGCUGCUGAAAACGCUGGAUGGAGAGAUGAAGACGAGCCAGGAGGUCGACCAGCUCAACAAGAAGUAUAAUGAUGCCAAGGAAAUGGCCAAAAACCUGGAGAAGCAGGCCAACAAGAUCCAGGCAGAGGCAGAGGAGGCGUCCGAUCGGGCCCUGAGGAUUUUUGCCAACCUGACCAGCCUUCCACCCUUUGACACGAAAGCUUUGGAGGAUGAAGCCAUGAAAAUAAAGAAAGAAGCCUCUGAUCUGGACAAACUGAUCGACAAAACUGAGAAGGAAUACAACGACCUUCGGGACGAUCUCCGAGGGAAAGAACAAGAAGUGCGCAAACUCCUCGACAAGGGCAAAAGUGAGCAGCAGACUGCUGACCAGCUCCUCGCUCGUGCCGAUGCAGCUAAAGCUUUGGCUGAAGAGGCGGCAAAGAAAGGCCAGUCCACGUUCAAGGAGGCGGAGACCAUCUUGGAGGACCUCAGAGAUUUCGACAAGAGAGUGAAUGACAACAAGACCGCGGCGGAGGAAGCUUUAAAGAGGAUCCCUUCAAUCAACGCCACCAUCAUCGCUGCCAACGAGAAAACACGGCAAGCAGAGGCUGCUCUGGGUAAUGCUUCCUCUGACGCCAAAGAGGCCAAGAGCAAAGCCGAGGAGGCCGAGAAGAUCGCCAGCAAAGUCCAAAAAGGCUCUGCCAAGACCAAAGUAGAAGCAGAGAAGGCCUUUGAAGAGACUCAGAAACUGGACUCUGAGGUGACCGACAUGAUGGAGCAGCUGACCACAGCAGAGCAGGAGCUGAGCAAGAAGAAAGCAGACGCAGACAACGACAUGAUGAUGGCUGUCAUGGCGUCGGAUAACGCAAAGGAAGCAGAAGACAAUGCUCGUAAAGCAAAGAAUGCAGUGAAAAGUGUUCUGGGCACCAUUGCGUCACUGCUGGAUCAACUUGGGAACAUUGACAAGGUGGAUCUAAGCAAACUGAACCAGAUUGAUGAGUCUCUGAAGCGCGCCAAAGGCAAAAUGAAAGACAGUGACCUGGACCGAAAGCUGGCAGAGCUCAACGAUGUGGCACGGACACAGGAGGAUAUGAUUACAGACUACGAUCGUCAGAUUCGCCAAAUCCGUGCUGACAUUAUCAACCUGGAAGACAUCAAGAGGACACUGCCAGAGGGCUGCUUCAACACUCCCUCCAUAGAGAAACCAUGA